Trichophyton rubrum CBS 118892 is the source of this 1898-nucleotide messenger RNA. RefSeq lists its product as uncharacterized. Gene Ontology annotation, cellular component: Nem1-Spo7 phosphatase complex. The coding region runs from base 266 to 1669 and encodes 467 amino acids. Gene Ontology annotation, biological process: nuclear envelope organization. NCBI's taxonomy places the organism in Eukaryota, Fungi, Ascomycota, Eurotiomycetes, Onygenales, Arthrodermataceae. The record is from RefSeq and is a predicted model, not a curated record. The transcript has a single exon. Gene Ontology annotation, molecular function: protein phosphatase regulator activity; phosphoprotein phosphatase activity.
GGCAGUGCAGCGGACCGACAUAGCAGAAGACGAGUAGACGAAGCUGUAGAGCAGGUGAAGGUGAAGGUGAAGAUGCGGAUGAAGAGUAGAAGAUGCAGAGUGUGAGUCCAAGUUGAUAUCGCCAAUAGUUAGCUCCAUCGCCGCAACUCAACAUCGCCGGCUCGUCCACAGCAAAAAGACGGCCAGCAAGACAACAUCGACCGCUACAAACGACCGGCCCAGCGUUCUCGCACGGCUAGAAUGACCGCGGAGGAGUGCUAGAGACAUGUCGCAGCUCGACCAGAUCGUCAAAGGCGCGCCGCCGCCCGAGAUCCAGGUCCACCGGCCAGACACAGGCAGCCUGCCUCCGCCAUCGCCAUCGCCAUCGCCAUCGCCAUCGCUCUCGUCCUCGAGCUCGCAGGAGUCGUCUGUGACGGCCGCUGCGCCUGAUCCGCUGUCUGCGCUGCCCUCCUCGCCGCCGCAGAUAUACCUGAACCUGCUCAUCGUCGAGUCCGCCCUGCGCGCACAGUACCUCGCACUGCGGGCCCGGCGCCGCCAGAACACCUUCUUCCUGCUGCUGCUGGCCCUCUGGAUCGUCUACUUCACCUAUGCCCUCUUCUUCCGGCCGCGCGAGGACGGCAGAGGGCUCGGCGGCUCCGUCUACUGGGUCGUCGAGACCGGCGAGAAAGUCGCCCUCACCGGCGGCGUGGUCACGGCCAUCCUCAUCUGGGGCACCGGCCAGUGGGAGCGAGGCAUGCGGUGGCCGCGGCGCUGGCUGGGAGUCACCAACCGGGGCAUCAGGGGCAUGAAUGCAAAGGUUGUGGUCAUCCCGGGCCCCUGGUGGAAGGAACUGCUCUCCUACAUAUCGUUCAUCUUCCCCUAUUCGGCCUUUUUCCCCUCCAACACGUCUUUCCACUACGUCGAGUACGAGAGGCCUGCUUCUGCCUCUGCCUCUGCUGCGGCGGCGGCGGCUGCAACAUCGGUAGCCCCUGGGGACAGGCCUGCCAGCCGCAGACGCCGGGGAAGCUCAGUGACCAGCCUGCGCCAGCCGCCGGACGAAGAAAACCGCAUUGGGGUCGAGGAAGACCUGGCUCCCGGGGGUGACUACAUACGGCUGCUCUUGCUGCCCAAAUCAUUCUCCCCGGCCUUCCGCAAGAACUGGGACGAGUACCGGACCGACUACUGGGAGAAGGAGAACGAACGGCGGGCUCGUCUGCGCCAGAAGAUCAAGGAGUUCACCCGCCAACAGGCCAGAGCAAACGCCGGCUGGCUCUGGUGGGCGAGAUGGAGAUACUGGAAACAAAGCUACCCGCGUGCUAUACCCGUCAUCAGCAAGAGUGGCCGGGACAUCGAGAAAUAUACCCAUCACAGGGCCUCGCACUCCCGCCCUUGGAACGGCAGCGAGCGGGAGAAACUCCGCCGGACACCCCCCUACGCUGACUCGCACUCGCACUCGCACUCGCACUCGAGGACGUCUUCUCGAAGUUCAACGCCCCAUGCCGUCUCUGACGUCGAGGACAAGCUGCCUCUUGACCGUGAGCGGCGGUCGUCUGUCUCCCGCCGCGGCAGUGGUGGUUCUCCCGGCACGCCCAAGAGGAACAAGUCGGUCUCUCAGACCGUUUCGGGAUCAAGCAGGUUUUCUACCCCCUUGACUCCCCUGUCAGCCAGCGGCAGUGACGAGGGUUCGUGAUAGCAGGAAACAAAAGCAAAAAGAAUGCAUUUUUACUUUGGUAAGCCGUCAUGCAUUAGAGCGUUUGGAAAUAUAUAGCCUGUUUUAUGUCUAGCAUUGAAUCAAUUACAAUUCCUUCUACAUCAUCCACAGCUUUGCAAUUGGUAUCUCAAACAUCAAUAAUUACAUACUGUAGAUGAUUGUUAUUUAGUGAUCUCACUCCGAACUCCUUUGCAAUUUCUUCUAGGCC